Oreochromis aureus is the source of this 1461-nucleotide messenger RNA. RefSeq names its product GTPase IMAP family member 7-like. The record is from RefSeq and is a predicted model, not a curated record. Bases 1 to 1017 code for a protein of 338 amino acids. Lineage: Eukaryota; Metazoa; Chordata; Actinopteri; Cichliformes; Cichlidae. Gene Ontology annotation, molecular function: GTP binding. The transcript is spliced from 2 exons.
AUGCCUUUUGCCCAGACAGGAAACAGCCACCACCCAAAACCAGAGCCCAUCAGGAGAAAUGAUGAAGUUUUGAGGAUUGUAAUGGUGGGGAAGACUGGCAGUGGGAAGAGCGCCACAGGAAACACCAUUCUGGGACCAGACUUCUUCACAUCUAGGUUCAGUUCUAAGUCGAUAACUGUUCACUGUUCUAAAGCUGAAGCUGUGGUGGAUGGGCAGAAGGUUGCAGUCAUUGACACCCCAGGCCUCUUUGACACCACCUUCGGCAUGGAUAAAGCAGCUAAAGAUUUUUCCCAGUGCAUUGGUUAUGCUUCUCCUGGACCUCACAUCUUUCUGGUGGUCAUCAGGUUGGGCAGAUACACUGAAGAGGAAAUGCUGACGGUUCAGAAAAUUCAAGAAGCCUUUGGCCAGGCAGCAGACAAAUACAGCAUGGUUCUCUUUACUGGUGGGGAUCAACUUGAGGACACGUCUAUAGAGGAGUUCUUGGGGGGAAACUUAGAGCUGCAGGAACUCGUGGCCAGAUGUAAUGGCCAGUACCACGUCUUCAAUAACAAGAAGAAGGACCGAGCUCAGGUCACCGAGUUGGUCAUGAAGAUCAGAUGUAUAGUUCAGAAGAACGGAGGAAGCCACUAUACCAAUGAGAUGUUCCAAGAGGCUGAGAGAGAAAUCGAGGAGGAGAAACAACGAGUCCUGAAAGAGAAAGAGGAGCAAAUACGCAGAGAAAGAGAAGAACUGGAGAAGAAAAUCCAGGAAAAAUAUGAGAAAGAGAUGAAGAAAAUCACUGAACAACUCCAGAAUGAGAGACAGAGGGAAAGGAAAGAGAGAGAGGAGGAAAGGAAGAGGGAGACUGUGGAGAGGCAAAGGCAGCUUCAAAACAUGAGAACAUUACAGGAACAGCAUCAAAGACAAGCUGCAGAGGCCCAACGAAGACUAUGGGAAGCCCAACAACAAAGGGCCAGACAUGAAGCUGAAAUUGUUGUGAAAACAUGUAGAAAAGUGAGCAAGUGUUUUAUAAUGUGAUUUAUUCAGUGAAAGCCACUCUGUGGUCUUAGUGGAGUAAAUAAUGUCAGUCAGUGUCAUGGUAACCAAAUUCACACAUUAGGAAAUUCUAAUCAUCUGAGUAUCUGAGUCAAUUAAACUGGAAUAUCAGUCAUUUAACAUGAAUGCCACAUCAAACGUGUGACACUGUAAAGUCUGUAAACGGCUCUGUGGAUGUGAGUUUGGAGUCUAAAACUGUUGCUGCUGAAUGAAGGUAAAGAGAAGAAGACGCCUAACCCAUCCAUGUACCAACAACAUUACUGUAAUGAGGGGUUUUAUAGCCACUAGACUUCUUCAUGAAAGCUUUUAAAAUCACAGAUUUCAGCUAGCUGUUGUUAUUCCAGUAUUUACGUUUGUCCAGAUGUUCCAAGAGUUUGUCAGGUACAUGUUAUGUUAAAUCUCCAGUGAUUUAUUAUCAAAUUUAUA